CUUCGAAUUUUAUCCGAGAGUUAUGUGUACUGCAAAAAGUGUAUAUGAAAAUCAUAGGGAAACUUUAGUAUUUUUUCAAUAAUUCGGGAAUGGUCCGACUAAUUAGGCUCAUCUUCGAACUCGACCGAGAUCUUGAUGAGACUGAAUUGUGUAGAAAUUUUCAUCCAAACCUACCUCUCCUUUCGAAACUUAUCGUGUAAACGGCCGGACGGAUGGACACACUGACCGAUUCUAGUAGUGUACUCACCUUUUGAGUACACAAAAACAAACGUUUAAUUAUAUAAGAGCUUCAUUUCUUUUUUUUUAAAUAUCUUACUACGAAAUAUUUUUCUUUUCUAUCAGGUACAUUCAUAUUCGGUUUAACUGGUUUAAUUGGUAAUUUAAUAUGUUUUUUUGUUGUAUGCCGUUUCACAGUAUCUCAACAUUCAUUUGUUGAAUAUCUUCGUGCAUUAUCAUUAUUUGAAUUUUUAUCAUUAUUAUACGAAGUUAUUCAAUCAUUAAAUGAUUUAUCACUUUAUUUAUUUUCUACAAGUUUACUAAAUUUUCGUUAUUCAAUUGUUUGUAAAUUUUAUGAUUAUUUUAAAUAUACAAUUAUAUUAUUAUCAUGUUGGACAAUUGUUGGUUUAACAAUUGAUCGUUAUAUACUUGUUUGUAAUCCAUCGAUUAAAAAAUUUCCAAAAUUAUCACGUCGUUUAUGUAAUGCAAAAUGUGCUCGACGUAUUAUAUUAUUAUUAUUAAUCGUAUCAUUAAUUAUAAAUAUUCCACAUCUAAUCUAUAAAGAAUGGCUUUGUCGUCCAACUGGUUUUCAAUAUAGUGCUAUUUAUAAUCAAAGAUUUAAUUUAAAUCAAACAAAAAAGAUUUUUUCAAAACAAAUAUGUUCAUGUCGUAUAUCACCAUUAAAUAAAUCAAAUCAAUUAAAAUUUUUUGUUUUCUGGCAUAAUUAUAUUUUUCAUCUUUUAUGUUAUACAAUUAUACCAGCUUUUUUUUUAAUUAUAAGUAAUACAGCUAUUUUAAGACGUCUUCAUGCUCCUCGUCAAAUUGUAAGUAAUCAAAAUGAACAUAUACGUUCAAAAUUAACUCGUACAUUAACAUUAUUAUCAUUAAUAUUUCUUUCAUUAUAUUUUCCAUAUGCAAUUGUUCAAACAUUAUCCUAUUUUGUCAUUCGUCAUUUACAAUAUCAUUGUAAUAUUCGUUUUGUUUUAACAUUACAUAUAUUAAAACGUUUAAGUGAAUUAUUAAAUACUGGUGCAUUGGGUAUAAAUUUCUUCUUAUACAUCUUAGGUGUUAAACAUUAUCGUUCAUCAGCUAUACGAAUGUUAGGUUUAGAUCAUUACCAAAUAUUUUAUAAAUAUUUAACAACUGAACAUCAAAAUAAAAAAAUAUUAAAGAAAAAUCAUCCAAUUAAAUGUAUAGUUCAAACAAAUUCUACAAAAUUUAAAAUAUUAAAAGUAACAUCAACGUUAUAUAACAAUUGUUGA
Molecule: messenger RNA, 1478 nt
Organism: Adineta steineri
Lineage: Eukaryota; Metazoa; Rotifera; Eurotatoria; Adinetida; Adinetidae
Source: the annotation of a GenBank genome assembly